Molecule: messenger RNA, 2528 nt
Organism: Electrophorus electricus (electric eel)
Lineage: Eukaryota; Metazoa; Chordata; Actinopteri; Gymnotiformes; Gymnotidae
Gene: camkk2
Product: calcium/calmodulin-dependent protein kinase kinase 2
Biological process (GO): protein phosphorylation; CAMKK-AMPK signaling cascade
Molecular function (GO): ATP binding; protein serine/threonine kinase activity
Source: RefSeq, a predicted model, not a curated record
AGCAGGAUUGGUUGAGCAGGGGAUGUGGUACCCCUCGUAUCAGGACGAACUGUAUUCGUUCUCGCUGGAUGCCCAUAAUACCACAGAUUUUUAUAGCAAUAAUUGUAUAAAAUAAGACAUAUAUACUAGCUGGUGUCGUUAGGACGCUGGAUUGAGAAGCUGGAAGAGGACAUUUUGACUAGUCGCGGCCCUCUGAGGUCCUAAUGGAGGGGCACUUGGGAGGUAUUUGGGAAGGACACCAUGCUUCCCUGUGUCUCUUCCUGGCCUUCUGCUGAAGCACCUGUCCCUCUUGGCCAUGCCCUGCCCACCACUCUCUCAGCCCAGCCGCCCAAUCAGCUCCUUCCUGACCUGCUGUGCAGUUGCACUGUGUUCCCGCCUUCAGUACCGCCCCUAAGCCCCUGCGCCAGUGACAUGGAGUCUCUUAUCGUGGUGACGGAAUAUGAGCCCAGCAGCGCCCCAGGGCAGCGAGGUGGGGGGGAGGAGGUGGAGGACAUGGACAGUUCGGAAACGCCCGAGCCAACAUCCUGUCCACUGCCACCGUUCCGCACUCCCUCCUGCGACCUCUUAUCUCAUACGGUGGGACGGCCUGAAGCUCUCUUCCCAGAUACGCAGGAACACCGGGGCAGGCUUAACCUCUCAGACAGGAAGCUAUCACUUCAAGAGCGCUCACAGACCCUCUCUUCGCCCUGUGGAUCACCUGGAAUCAACGGGCGAUAUAUCUACCCGUCUCUGCCCUACUCGCCCAUCACUUCGCCCCACUCCUCUCCGCGCUUGCCCCGCAGACCCACCGUGGAGUCCCACCGUGUCUCCAUCACGGAUCUCCAGGAUUGUGUGCAGCUCAACCAGUACAAGCUGAAAGAUGAGAUUGGAAAGGGCUCCUAUGGAGUUGUCAAACUGGCCUACAACGAAGAUGACAACACCUAUUAUGCCAUGAAAGUCCUGUCCAAGAAGCGUCUGAUGAGACAGGCUGGUUUCCCGCGAAGGCCUCCUCCCCGAGGGGCCAGAGUGGCUCCUGAGGGCCCACCUCAGCCCAAAGGCCCUCUGGAGCGAGUGUAUCAGGAGAUCGCCAUCCUCAAAAAGUUGGACCACCCUAAUGUGGUCAAGCUAGUGGAGGUCCUGGACGACCCAAGUGAAGACCACCUGUACAUGGUAUUUGAGCUGGUCAAACAAGGUGCAGUGAUGGAGGUUCCCACUGAUAAACCACUGAAUGAAGACCAGUCCCGCUUCUACUUUCAGGACCUGCUUAGAGGAAUUGAGUACUUACAUUAUCAGAAGAUUAUUCAUCGGGACAUUAAGCCGUCGAACCUGCUAGUGGGGGAGGAUGGGCACAUUAAAAUAGCUGACUUUGGGGUCAGCAACCAGUUUGAGGGAGCUGACGCACUCCUAACCAGUACAGUGGGGACGCCGGCCUUCCUUGCUCCAGAGACACUCUCUGAGACCCGCAAGAACUUCUCUGGCAAGGCUUUGGAUGUUUGGGCCAUGGGGGUCACAUUAUACUGCUUUGUCUUUGGCGUGUGUCCAUUCAUGGAUGAGCGCAUACUGAGUCUGCAUCAGAAAAUCAAGACCCAGCCAGUAGAACUGCCAGAGCAGGCUGAUGUGUCAGAUGAUUUGAAGGACCUGCUUUUUAAGAUGCUGAAUAAAAAUCCUGAAACCAGGAUAACUGUGCCUCAAAUCAAGGUACACCCAUGGGUGACGCGGCAUGGUGCUGAGCCCCUUCCUCCUGAGGAUGACAACUGCUGCAGUCUGAUCGAGGUGACGCAGGAGGAGGUGGAAAACUCUGUCAAGCAUAUCCCCAGCCUGGCCACAGUGAUCCUGGUGCGGACCAUGUUACGCAAGCGCUCGUUUGGGAACCCUUUCGACUGGGGUCGCAGGGAGGAGAGGAGCCCCACCUCACAGGGACAUGUGCUGACAAAAGGGAGAGCAGGGAAUUUGAAAUACUGCUACAUUCAUGGUAACCAAAGGAAACAAGACAGUGGGGAAGGCAUGAGGAGUGUGGACCUACCCUUUGUGGGCGAAGAUGAAGUGCUUUCCUGAUGCAUCGUGGGCUUGCUAACUGCACUGGAAGGGCCCUGCAUCAGAAGCUCUGUGCUUGAGAAGUGGAGGGGUUCUGGAUUCUCGGGAUAUAGAUUUGUAGCUGGGAAAGGGACACAGAAGAAACGCUCCUGGCCAUCAGUCAUUGAUGUGGGGCUCCUCCCGAAUGUCAUGCAUGCAUUUGUACAGUCCUACAGUGGCAUGCACUAUGUGUCCAUCAGUCAGGUCUCUGCUCUCAGGACCUGCUCUUCCGUGUAUGUGUGUGUGUGUAUUUGUGUGUGUGUGUGUGUGUGUGUGUGUGUGUGUGUGUGUGUGUGUGUGUGUGUGUGUGUGCGUGUGCGCGUGUGUGUGUGUUUUUCACCUUCUGUCUGCCUUGGAGGCUGUGCUUGCACAUUCGUUGUAGCAGGUGGCAGCAUUGCAGUAGAAAUAAGGAUAAUUGAAUACUAACUCCUGAAGCAUCACAAUCCUCCACCCCAUUCCCCCACACACCCACCCAC